ACUGGGCAUCCACCCUUGCUCACACACUCUCCUGGCACCAUCCGAUGCCACCAGGCUGCUCGUAUAGGAUAUAGGAAGAAUGUUCAGAUGUUCCCACGAGAGCAACAUGAGGGUGUGCAGUUGGGGAUCAGUGGAACUACACCUGCAGGAGAAACUAGCUGAGGACUCUUUCCUGUAAAGCUGAGCUCCUACAGAUAAUACAGUGUUCUGACCCUGACUGGUUAUAGCAUAUACUUUUUUUAUUUUUCUGGAGGUCGUGUUUUAAUGACUACGCGUCCUUGAAAAAUAAGAAGCCAUGUCGACUGAUCAAGCUUUUCACCAAAGCGGUGUCUACAACUAUUUCCUGAACAUGGUGGCUUAUCAGAUAUGCUGCUGCUGUGGCCCGGCACCAUGUUCCCUGUGCUGCUCCUUCUGUCCGCCCGUCAAAUCAUCAACCAGCACGCGGAUCAUGUACACGCUAUUCCACAUCCUGGCCUGCACUGCCUCAUGCCUCAUGCUGUCUAAGACCGUGUCAGAGGCAGUGAGGGAGAAUGUGCCUUUCUUUAAUGUGGUGUGUGAUGAGGCUCAUGGUGGAGGAGACUGUCAGAUGCUGGUGGGCUACUCUGCUGUCUACAGGGUGUGUUUCGGAACAGCUUGUUUCUACUUGAUGAUGGCCAUCUUCCACAUUGAUGUGAAGUCUAGUCAGGAUUUCCGAGCCCUCGUUCAUAAUGGGUUUUGGUUUCUGAAGUUCAUCACCAUGCUUGGAAUGAUUGCUGCUGCCUUCUUUAUUCCCACAGAAUCCUUUUUGCAUGCCUGGCAUUAUGUUGGAGUAGUGGGAGGCUUUGCUUUUAUCCUCAUUCAACUCAUUCUCAUCACUGCUUUCGCUCAUACCUGGAAUAAAAACUGGUUAACCGGUGCAGCUGAGAAUAAGAGGUGGUACGUGGCAGUCAUGUGUGCUACCCUCUUUUUCUACACCAUCGCCACCAUGGCCUUCUGGAAUAAAAACUGGAAGACACCACAUCUGUUUUUGUGUGUUCUUUCAGUGGAGUAUCAGGGGGUCAACAUGACGGUGUGCUACCCUAAAGUCAGCAGGGAUGAGAUUCAAAAUGAAGGCAAUGCUGUGGCCAUUAUUGGGGCUGCAAUCAUGUACUGCUGUGUUCUCUUUGCAUGCAAUGAGGCUUCAUACUUAGCUGAGGUCUUUGGACCUUUCUGGAUGAUAAAGGUUUACCGCUAUGAAUUUCAGAAAGCCUCCUGUUGCUUCUGCUACCCAGAGGCUGAAGAUGAGGAAGAGUUUGUCAUUGACGAGAACAAAGGCUGUCAGAAAGUCAUCCACAAUGAAACCCAGCGCGUUGCCUACAGCUACUUUUUCUUCCAUUUUGUUUUCUUUCUGGCUUCCCUCUACGUAAUGAUGACCCUCACUAAUUGGUUCAGUUAUGAGACUGCUGUGCUGGAGACCACCUUCACCCAUGGGAGUUACUCCACAUUCUGGGUCAAGCUGUCCUCCUGCUGGGCAUGUGUGGUUCUGUAUCUGUGGCUCCUCCUGGGUCCCCUGUGCCACUGCCAGUCUGAUCACAAACAACCUCGCCGCGCUCGCAUCAAGAGACGGGCUGCCUCCCACCGCCACGUUAGCGUUAGCGUGUGAAUUACAGACUGUUCAACAGUGUCAAAGACAUUGGGGCUGGGUGCAGGUUACUGGAGAUUUCCACCGCAAAGGAAAUGGGUCACGGUGGAUCCACUGAAGAGAAGACGUUAGUUAAAUGAACAUUGAUCACCAGCACUAUGAAUGCAAUUCAACAUGGGAACAGAAAACGUUAACCAUGUUUAAGACUGUACAAGCAUACCUUUAGGGGAUGUGUAACAAUUGCCAAAAGGAACAUUAACAUUUUCUGGACAAGCUGGAUGUCUGUACAUUUAGUGGGGUUUUUUUCUAAAAUGUAGAAGAAUUUUUCAUUGGCUUACAGCAUAGAUAUAUGGAAACUACCUGAAAUAGGCUUUUUGCAAUUUAAUUUAAGCUUUUGUUAUAUUUAUGUAUAUUAAGUUGGAUAAAUUAUGUGAGCAAUGCUUUAUUUCAUUGAUCUGUGGCUUGUACGUAUGUAUGUAUAUGUGUAUAUAUGUGUGUGUGUGUAUAUAUAUAUAUAUAUAUAUAUUCUCUGGGGGUUUAGCCCGCCCACUUUCUCAGCCAAUCAGAGGCCACAGGGAGAAAAAGCUGUUAUCUAAAGUAUAAUGACUUUAAAAACAAGGCUACAGCCAGCCUAUUUAGCUCUAAUUGCAUGUUUAUGUUAGAAAGUUUGAUGUCACUGUCAUAAAAUAUGUUAUUUUUGUAAAUAUAUUUUUAACAAAACACAUUCUAGAGUUUAUGUGUGUUUUGUAGAAAGGCUGGACUAUAAUUUAACAACCACAUCAAGGUAAUAAGAUAAUCUUAGUUAGUCUGCUAAUGAUGAAUGGGAAAAACAGCUGCCAAACAUAAAGCGGAAAACAACUGUUCAUUGGCAAAAGUGCUCCACCAUAGAUAGUUAUAUGUAUAUGCUGCUUAUCUUGAAUGUGUAAAUAUAUGUGACUCAUAAACACUCAUUAUCAUUUCAAUAUGAUAAAAGCAAAUAUAUUGAUGGUCAUGUAAAAUAAGGCAAUAUAUAAAUCAAGGUUUCCUCUAGAAAUACUGUCUGCUUAUAAAUACAUAUAUAAAAAACAACAUCAAAAUGCACAUGAUAAAGAUAGACAUGCUCUCAAAUGAUUUUAUGCCAUUAACAAACACGUGGUGCUAGAAAGGGCAUCAUAAAUUCUGUGUGUAUUAUUUACUUAGGUGUACAAUUUUAAAAGAAGGCGACAGUCCACCUAAAGUGCUUCAUUUAGUGACUCUCUUUGCUUUGGUUUGGUCAUAUCCAUAAUUGUCCACAUGGACAUAAUUCAUCCCGACAAAGUGUCCAUUGUCUUUAUCGAGGAAUGCAAAAUGCUUUAGUAAAGUCAUCAUUGAUUUCAAUUCCGUGUCAGAGCGGGGUUUC
Messenger RNA from Sinocyclocheilus rhinocerous, 2978 nucleotides. RefSeq names its product serine incorporator 4-like. The transcript is spliced from 12 exons. Lineage: Eukaryota; Metazoa; Chordata; Actinopteri; Cypriniformes; Cyprinidae. Bases 296 to 1621 code for a protein of 441 amino acids. The record is from RefSeq and is a predicted model, not a curated record. Gene Ontology annotation, cellular component: membrane.